AUGGCUUCGGAUAAUGUUUGUUUAUCGAUAGCACGCGACGAAAUGAGGGUCAAACAUCACCGCCAAACACAUCCCACAUCACAGCCGCCGUCGCCAAUGUCUUCGUCCCAUCGCAGCGAUUGUCGCAUAUAUGUCGGUAAUCUUCCGCCGGAUAUCCGCACCAAAGACAUCGAAGACCUGUUCUACAAGUUCGGGAAGAUAUCGUUCAUCGACCUGAAGAACCGAAGGGGUCCGCCGUUCGCUUUCGUCGAGUUCGAGGACAACCGUGACGCUGAAGACGCUGUCCACUCGCGCGACGGCUACGACUACGACGGCUAUAAACUGCGAGUGGAGUUCCCCAGAGGUAAAGAGCGCGGACCGGGCGGUGCGUUCACGUCGGGCGGCUCCCGGAGCCGAGACGGUGGUGGCGGGGGAGGAGGCGGUGGCGGCGGAGGAGGAGGUGGUGGUAGAUCUACCAGCGGCGGCGGUGAGGGCAGCGGUAGGGGUCGCGGACCGCCCGCCCGGCGCUCGCAAUACAGAGUCACCGUUUCUGGUCUGCCGCCGACCGGCAGUUGGCAGGACCUGAAGGAUCACAUGCGCGAAGCGGGCGACGUAUGCUAUGCCGACGUGUUCAAGGAUGGCACCGGUGUUGUCGAGUUCUUGCGCUACGAAGACAUGAAAUACGCGGUGAAAAAGUUGGACGACUCCCGGUUCCGGUCCCAUGAGGGCGAAGUGGCGUACAUACGGGUGCGCGAAGACUACGGCGGCAGUAGUGGCGGCCGUUCGCGCAGUAGGUCCCGGUCGUAUUCGCCGCCCCGCCGGUCGCGCGGUUCGCCCACCUAUAGCCCGGCCCGCAAUCAUUCCCGAUCGGCCUCGAGGUCGAGGUCUGGGAGGUCCAGAUCGAGGUCGCACUCGCGCUCUCGAUCCCUAUCGAAAAGCGGAGACAUUAAGACUAUAACCAUAGGAUUAGCCAAUAGGACUCUCACUAUCACUGCCCGUCCACUGAUGUCUCCGCACAACCAAAGGACAGGACAGUACAGGAGCUGA
Medioppia subpectinata is the source of this 1026-nucleotide messenger RNA. Lineage: Eukaryota; Metazoa; Arthropoda; Arachnida; Sarcoptiformes; Oppiidae. The record is from the annotation of a GenBank genome assembly.